GGUGUUCACGGUGUCAGCGAGUGAUGGUGAUGAUGGCCCUGCUGGUCAAGUGACCUAUGAAAUGCAAGAAGAAGGCAACUUAGAAAAUGGAAAUGCUGUUUUCUCUGUUGGAUGUAAGUUACUCUUCUACAGUCGGUCUGUUGGGCAGCCAACCGAUCAGUUAGUCAUAUAUUGGACCAUUGAGCAUAGUAUUAAUGUACAGUCAGUUUGUCGGGCAGCCAGCCAAUCGGUAUUAUCAGUCAAUCAUAUAUUGGGGCAUUGAGCCUAGUACUAAUCUAAUUCUAUUCUCAAUUUUCUAGCUGUCUCGGGUGAGGUGAAAACAGCCAUUGUAUUAGACUUCGAACAACAUCACACUUUCACCAUAACGGUGACAGCCCGAGACAACGGCGUACCAAAGCAAAGCAGCAACGUCACUCUAUAUGUAACAGUAUCGGACGCAGACGAUAAUCCUCCCAAGUUUACACAAGAUUCCUGGUCAGCGACGGUGAAAGAAAACGCAUCACGUGGUGAAGCCAUAACUCAAGUGAACGCAACGGACAUCGACUUCGAGACGGCACAUCGGAAAAUAUAUUACGUCAUUUCCGGCGGAAAUGAGGACGGCGUGUUCGGGAUUGGAUACGAGAACGGUACCGUGUAUCUCGCGGAUCCUGGGAAACUGGAUCGAGAAAAGAGUGAUAAAUAUGAGUUGACUAUCGAAGCCCGCACUUUGAAUGAAUUUAUGAAUGUUACUGUUCAACAAAGUACCACAAAGGUAUAAAAUCUUUAUUUAUACGGGACAGUUCUUCCUUGUAAAAGUGAUCUCUUAUUGAUUCAGUGUUAUCUAAACUGAACUAACUUUAUUUAUACUGAAUAUCUCUAUCAGUUGUAAACUGUUCUCCCUAGAGGUCCAGUAAGGAUCAUCCCUUAUUGAUCCAGUGUUACUGUAAGAAGAGACUAACUUAACCAGGGACCGCGAAAUAGGGGAAGGGGGCCAUGCCCCCCACUUUUUCGGUGGAUAAUGAAAAAUUACCGGAUGAAAUCCAGGUUGCCUGCGUGGAAUAGCUCCCGUGUUAUCCUUUCCCCCCCCCCCCACACUUUUAAACAGGCUCCGCGGUCACUGUUAACUUAACUACUAAAUAACUCUAUCAGCUAUUUCAACACGACAGACGGUUAAGCGAUUAUAGCAUAGUCUUGCACAAGGCACAGGAAUGUUUGCGCCACUACCAAACAGCAAGUGAAAUAAACAAAAUAUUUCUUCUAGUUAACCAUUCUAGUCGAAGACUACAAUGACUACGCACCUGUAUUCCGAGAAAGCCGCUACAGCAAGAAAAUUCCUGAAAGUUUCGAACUGAACGAGGAGAUCCUCACAGUCAUCGCUGACGAUAAAGAUAUUGGAAUAAAUAAAGAAAUAUCGUAUUUUAUUGUAGCUGGCAAUGAUGAAGGUAUUACUUAUUUUGACCAAAAUAUUUUGCAGUAA
Messenger RNA from Paramuricea clavata, 1456 nucleotides. Lineage: Eukaryota; Metazoa; Cnidaria; Anthozoa; Malacalcyonacea; Plexauridae. The record is from the annotation of a GenBank genome assembly.